This is a messenger RNA of Nannospalax galili (Upper Galilee mountains blind mole rat), 2773 nucleotides long. RefSeq names its product receptor accessory protein 5 (gene Reep5). NCBI's taxonomy places the organism in Eukaryota, Metazoa, Chordata, Mammalia, Rodentia, Spalacidae. The transcript is spliced from 5 exons. Bases 121 to 690 code for a protein of 189 amino acids. The record is from RefSeq and is a predicted model, not a curated record.
AGGCGCGCUCUGGGAGGACGUGUGCACGCGCCUCGGUGCCCGCCCGCCGCGCCCAGUCAGUGGAAUUCAGCGUCCAGCCCGUACUAGGAGUAUCCCUGGCAGUGCGCGAAGGGCCCCGCCAUGUCUGCAGCCAUGAGGGAGAGGUUCGACCGCUUCUUGCACGAGAAGAACUGCAUGACUGAUGUCCUGGCCAAGCUCGAGGCCAAGACCGGAGUAAACCGGAGCUUCAUCGCGCUCGGUGUGAUCGGGCUGCUGGCCUUGUACCUAGUGUUCGGUUAUGGAGCCUCUCUUCUCUGCAACCUGAUAGGUUUUGGAUACCCAGCCUACAUCUCAAUGAAAGCCAUAGAGAGUCCCAACAAAGAUGAUGAUACUCAGUGGCUGACCUACUGGGUUGUGUAUGGUGUAUUCAGCAUUGCGGAGUUCUUCUCAGAUCUCUUCCUGUCAUGGUUCCCCUUCUACUACAUGCUGAAGUGUGGCUUCCUGUUGUGGUGCAUGGCCCCAAGCCCUUCCAAUGGGGCUGAACUGCUGUACAGGCGCAUCAUCCGUCCUAUCUUCCUGAAGCAUGAGUCCCAGGUAGACAGUGUGGUGAAGGACGUGAAAGACAAAGCCAAAGAGACUGCAGAUGCCAUCACCAAAGAAGUCAAGAAAGCUACAGUGAAUUUACUGGGUGAAGAAAAGAAAGGCAGCUAGACCCUGGCUGGAUAGAGCUGCCUGCCCUCUGAACCUUCCCCUGGAGCUCCACAUUAUGUGAGGAACUGUGUCAGAACCAUUUAAUAAUGUUGCCUUGGAAACGGUUUUGAUAUAAAUGGAAUGUGUUGGAAGUUGUUUUGCUUACUUUUGCAGUUUAUAUACAUAGGGAACAUUUUAAUUUAAAUUUAAUGCAGUGGGCAAUAUCUGCAAUUUUGAAAAUAUUUUGCCUCUGAGUAGGAAAAGGCAGAUGUGUUACUAUCCUACAGGAAAUAUAAACAGAUUAAGAUUCUGUAUCCUGUGGGGUCUAUGCUUCACUGGGUUCACGCUGCAUGUAUUUCUCAAACUUACAUUUAGGAAAUCUUUGUGGUUCUACCUUAUAUAAUUCUUAAAUGUUUUAAUGUGUAUGUACUAUAAAGGGCAGUGUUGUUAUUUGGCUAUACCAUGCAUGAUGCCUGUGAGGAAGGGCCAAGAGAAGGUUUAUAUGCAGCUUAUAACUUCUGUACAGUUAGAUCACCUGCUAAAUGCUGAGGGUAUUGUUCUGCUGGUAUGAGCUGCUAGUAACAUUUCAGUAAAUUAAUACAAAUGAGUAAAAUUCACAUGAACACAGUGAGAAAUGAAGUUGAAGGGAAGUUGGCCUUGCUGUCUCCUAACAUAGUAUGCUGACUACCAGGACAGCUUUGUAGAGCAGUUGGCCACUCUGGUGAUAAUUGGGGAAAUUUACAGACACACAGUGAUCUAUAGCUCCUCAUUCUCUAUAGACAUAGUAAUAUUUCCUUGCCUGCUUUCAUCUGUCUGUUUUGGAGAUGCUGAAUGUGAACCAUUCCUAUUUUGCCUUCAAAGCUGAGUAAUAUGUGGCCUUGGACUCUCCCUCUGACCCCCAUAUUCUUUCAGUUUAAGGAACCUAUGAAGACAUGCCCACUGCUGAUUACAUAUAUGAUGUCUUCACUGUUUUUCAUUUGUUUGAGACAAGAUUUCAUGUAGCCCAGGCUGAACUUGAACUCAUUAUAUAAUUGAGUAUGACUUUGAACUCCAGAUCCUCCUGCUUUCACCUCCUCAGUGCUGGGAUUCUAGAUUUGUGUUACCACCCCUGGCUUAUUCACAUGCUUGCUUAUACUAUUCGCAGCAGCAUGGAUGGCACCCAGCUCUAACAGUGGCUCUGGGAGAGUGAAAGGAAGUAAGAUACAGCCCGUGGUCAGGUCGGCAGUGGCUAAGGAAAGCUGCUUUCACCUUUCACCCCUUUCUCUAGCUUGUGAGGCCAAACUCAAGACGUCUCCCUAGUUUGCAAGUCAGAAUUAUUUGUAUUCCACUUAAAUACCUUCAUUUCAAGUUUAUAUGAAUGCCUGCAGCUUGAUGAGUCAAAGAGGUCUGGAUCUGAAAACCUAAACUUUGUAUCACUCUGUAUAUCAUACAUCAACUUUACAUCCUUUGAAUUAGACUAAAGUAGAUUAAAACAACUGUCUAGCAAAAUUAACAUUAAAUAUUUUAAGACAAACAAUAAUGAGCUCUCCUUCAGAUGAUUGAGAUCAUGAUGACAGAAAAUAUUAAAAAGAUAAAGAUAAAGGACACUAUCACCCUAAUAUAAUAAUACGGGCCAUAGUAAUUGUUUUUUUCUGGGAAUAAUUGUGAUUAUUAGGUAUCAUUACUUAAAGAAAAAAAGGUUCUAGAAAAUAAGUAGAAUUGUUAUUGGGAGAAAACCAGUUGUUAGGUUGAAAAAAAAAAAAGUGUCCCUAAAAGUAUUUAUUUCCAUUUUCCAUAAGGAAAAGCACACCUUUCUUGUUGUCAGAAUAGCCACUUCUAGUGUAUAGAAUGUGUUAUCAGAUUAUCAAUAUAUAAAUGUUAUUUGACAUGAUGGGGAGGCAGUCAUGUUGUUCAUACUUAAAGCUUAAUGCCAGUGCCAGCUACUAUAGUAAAAUAGAUUCUAAAAUGCAAUUUUCUUGUUGCUUUAAUACCACAGCUUUCUCUUACAGUGCAUUCUGCAAGAAAUUUGUUGCUUCUUUCAGCAUUCAAAGUGUAUGUUACUAGCAGAAGUUAUGAACUGGAUUCUGUUUAUAAUUCCCAAAUAAAAUAUCAUCAUGACUUAAAA